AGAAGAACAAUUUUGACGCCUCCUAAUCUCCCCCCCCCCUCUCUCUACACUUUUCAAAUCUCUCUCGGCGUCAGCUUUCAGUAUCCAAUCCAGGAAAGAGUGGAAAUUCGAAUUCGGUUUCGGUAUCGUGGGGAUUGGCGGAAGAAGCAAAGGAAUUACAGCAAAUGCCUGAGAAGAUAAAGCUGCAGCUUUUCCCAAUUGAUGAAGCAACACUUGUGGGCUUGGAAAAGGAUGGGUAUCAUCCCUACUUGGAACUCACUCUAAGCGCUCGUAAAAAAGUAUCUUCGGUGCUUAAGCAUUUAAAUGACAAGUGGGGUUCUUCCAAAAUUGCUAGUGGGGAGCCGGUUCUAUAUCCGUAUAACGUAGCUGAAGGUUUAGCUAGGAGGAAGUGGACGUUGAGUGACUUUGAUAUCACUGCAGGAGAGGUCUAUGCCGCUAUUGGGAACCCUUCUGUUUUCCGUCUAAGGUAUGGUUGGUUCUCUAAAUCUGAAAUUGAACCCGUUGGAGUACCUUCAGCGUCAACUGCCGACGAGGCCUGUUUACAACCUCAGUUCGUGCAGAAAGUUAGCAGUAUUAAUACAGAGAGUACUUGUGGUGAAGUGAAACGGAUGGAGGAAACAAGUGAAGAGUUCAAACCAAGCACUUCAACUGGAGCAAUGAAUGCGGUUUUGGCUGAUAAGAUAUCUUCCGAUGGAUCAAUUGGACCUAAGGGCAAUGAAACAAAGAUGGAUGUUGGCAUUGGGCAGCCAUCAACGCUGUGGAAUGACGGUCUAACUGACAUAAGCAUUGGGGGUCUGCUAUCUGAAGCGUCCUUGCAAGGACUGUUGAAUUCCUGUGAUCCAAGAUCAAAUGGGAGUAACCUAGGCUUGCAGCCAUCUCAGAUAAUCUCUGAUUCAUUUGAUGCCUUUAUUACUGCACAAGUAAAUGGUUUCCAAGAACCAAGGCUUCCUCCUCACAGUUCUAGCUCAUCUAUUUUGGAUGCCGAGGACACAUGCCACGCCUUUGCCGUUAAAAAAUUAUCUGCCUCAGGCAAAGAUUGUCGAACUCUGAGUGGAAGUGCAUAUUCUCAGACCUGCAGUCAAGAUACUGAUUCAAAGUCACCUAUGCAUCCAACUACAACUGAGGACCUUGGGUGCAAAGAAUCUGAAACAGAGCUCUCACUUGGUUCUCGAAUGUAUAAUCAUGAAAACAGCCUUGGGCUUUCAGGAAUCAAAUGGACUGAUUCUUUGGGACCCUUUGACCUCGGCCUGUCGUCUUCUAGAAAGAUUAUCAAUGGUGACAGUUUAAGCAUCGGCAGAAUUAUAGCUUCUGAUUGAUUUGUUUUAAUAUUUUAUGCUGGAACUUUCUGCACUCGUGAAAUUGAAACAAGCAAAGCUAUUGGCUUGAUGGUUGAAUAAAAACCUAUAGAGUAUCAUUUUCAAAA
This is a messenger RNA of Populus nigra (black poplar), 1423 nucleotides long. Its product is annotated as TSL-kinase interacting protein 1-like. Gene Ontology annotation, cellular component: nucleus. Bases 165 to 1316 code for a protein of 383 amino acids. The record is from RefSeq and is a predicted model, not a curated record. Gene Ontology annotation, molecular function: chromatin binding. Gene Ontology annotation, biological process: pattern specification process. NCBI's taxonomy places the organism in Eukaryota, Viridiplantae, Streptophyta, Magnoliopsida, Malpighiales, Salicaceae. The transcript is spliced from 7 exons.